CACUUGAGGUAAAUCGAUGUACAAAUAUUUGUGAUAAUUAUUUGGCUGAGAAAGAAAAAAGAGAUGGGUGAGAAGAGCAAGAUUCUGAUAAUUGGGGGCACAGGGUAUAUCGGUAAAUUCAUAGUGGCGGCGAGCGCAAAAUCUGGGCACCCCACGUUUGCUUUGUUGAGAGAUGCUACAAUUGAUGACCCUGCUAAGUCCCAACUCAUUCAAGGCUUCCAAAAUUCUGGAGUCACUAUACUCAAAGGUGAUUUGAAGGAUCAUGAGAGCUUAGUGAAGGCCAUAAAGCAGGUGGAUGUAGUAAUAUCCUGUGUGGGUCAGAUGCAGUUGGCUGAUCAGCUGCACAUCAUUGCUGCUAUUAAAGAAGCUGGAAAUAUUAAGAGGUUCAUGCCGUCGGAGUUUGGAAACGACGUAGAUCGUGCCCGGGCGGUGGAGCCGGCGAAAUCAGCAUGGGCGGUGAAGGUUGAUAUCCGGCGAGCUACAGAGGCAGAAGGCAUUCCAUACACGUACGUUUCAGCCAACUACUUCGCUGGCUAUUCUCUGCCAACACUCAUGCAGCCAGGACUCCCCCCUCCGCCUACAGACAAACUCGUCAUCUUUGGAGAUGGGAAUGUCAAAGCUGUGUUCAACGAUGAACGUGACAUUGGCACAUACACCAUCAAAGCUGUUGAUGAUCCAAGAACCUUGAACAAGAUCCUCUACAUCAAGCCUCCCAAAAACAUAUACUCAUUCAAUGAGAUUGCUGCUUUAUGGGAGAAGAAAAUCGGCAAAACCCUCCAGAAAAUCUAUGUACCCGAGGACCAACUUCUCAAACAGAUUGCAGAGUCAGCAAUGCCAAUAAACAUAAUUCUGGCGAUCAACCAUUCUGUAUUCGUGAAGAGUGAUCAAACAUAUUUUGAUAUCAACCCAUCAUUUGGAUUUGAGGCUUCACAGCUCUAUCCUGACGUCAAGUAUACUACUGUGGACGAGUACCUCAACCAAUUUCUCUAAAUUGUUUCUCCAUUUCGACUACAUCAAUAAUGGGAAACCUCAAAUUUAUGUUAUAUACUUUUAUGUGUGUUUAUGAAACAUUUAUGGAUCUACCAUGUAUCUCAAAUUCGUGAACAACGGUUUCUGCUAUAAAUUUAUCGACUUUAAUUUUAA
Salvia miltiorrhiza (redroot sage) is the source of this 1143-nucleotide messenger RNA. RefSeq names its product isoflavone reductase-like protein. Lineage: Eukaryota; Viridiplantae; Streptophyta; Magnoliopsida; Lamiales; Lamiaceae. The transcript has 5 exons. Bases 64 to 990 code for a protein of 308 amino acids. The record is from RefSeq and is a predicted model, not a curated record. Gene Ontology annotation, molecular function: oxidoreductase activity.